Molecule: messenger RNA, 1716 nt
Organism: Drosophila mojavensis
Lineage: Eukaryota; Metazoa; Arthropoda; Insecta; Diptera; Drosophilidae
Product: pickpocket protein 19
Exons: 5
Coding region: 1-1716 (571 amino acids)
Biological process (GO): sodium ion transmembrane transport
Cellular component (GO): membrane
Molecular function (GO): ligand-gated sodium channel activity
Source: RefSeq, a predicted model, not a curated record
AUGACAUUGGCAUAUUUACCGCCGGCGCGUUCAUUGCAAGUGCAGCCGCGCUCUUUGCCGCCCGCCCGCAAUGCAGUGCUCCGUCAGCUGGGCCAGGCCGCCUGGCAGCUGGCCAUGCGCUUUGGCAAGCGCACCACGAUCCAUGGACUGGACAAGCUGCUGGCAGCACAGGCCAGCCGCUCCGAACGCUUCGUCUGGCUGUGCACAUUCAUUUCGGCAUUUCUGGGCGCCGUCUAUGUGUGCCUGAUACUGUCGCAGCGCUACAACGAUGGCAACUUUCAAACUGUUGUGGAUAGCACGCGUUAUCCGGUCUAUCGUAUUGCAUUUCCGGUCAUCACCAUAUGCAAUCACAAUCGCCUGAAUUGGCAGCGUUUGCCCCUGGCCAAGCAGCGUUUUAUGGCCAAUGUCAGCGAUGUGGCGCAGCUGAAGCUGUUUGAGCGCAUCGUCAGUAGCUUUGAUGCCAUGUCCUUUGGCCACUUUGAGUCCUUUGAGCAGCUACGCAACGAGCCAACGCAUCAGCUGAGCCACAUCAACUUCAGCCACGUCGUCGACUUCAUGACCUGGAAGUGCGAUGAAUUAUUGACCGACUGCAAGUGGCGGAAAUUCCCGCACGAUUGCUGUGAGAUCUUCUCCAAGCGACGCAGCAAGAACGGCCUCUGCUGGGCCUUCAAUUCACUGGAAACCGUUGAGGGCAAACGCAUGCAACUGCUGGAUCCCUUGUGGCCCUGGCGCACCGGUUCCGCCGGACCCAUGAGCGCCCUCUUUGUGCGUGUGCUCAUACAGCCGGACAAGCACUGGCCGGGCCGUGUUAAUGAAAAGGCCAUCGAUGUCAUGGUCACGGAACCCUAUGUCUGGCACAAGGAUCCAUUUCGUAUACCCGCCGACACGGAAACCACGCUCGAAAUCGAGCCGACAAUUUACUUUUACGACAACGAAACACGUUCCGUCAGCUCUGAUCAGCGCCAAUGUGUGUUUGAUAACGAGCGCAAUAGCCGCGACUUCAAGUCACUGCUGGGCUACAUUUACAUGAUUGAGAAUUGCCAAUCGGAGUGCCAUCAGGAGUACUUGGUGCGCUACUGCAAUUGCACAAUGGACUUGCUUUUUCCGCCGGGGCAGUAUCGCUCCUGUCGCGCCCAGGAUUUUAAUUGCCUGGCGGAGCACAAUGAUAGGCUACUCUAUUCGUAUCAGCCGGGCGAGGAGCGUUUCGUGCGCAGCAAUUAUGAGGGCAUGGUCUGCAAAUGCUUUCGCAACUGUUACUCGCUGAACUACAUCAACGAUGUGCGUCCGUCUUUUCUGCCGCCGGAAGUGCUUGGCAAUUCAUCAUAUGUGGACUUGGAUGUGCACUUCCGCUUCGAGACCAUGAUGGUCUACCGCACCAGUUUGGUAUUUGGCUGGGUCGACUUAAUGGUUAGCUUUGGAGGCAUUGCCGGCCUCUUUCUGGGCUGUUCGCUCAUUAGCGGCAUGGAGCUGGUCUAUUUUCUGUGCAUUGAGGUGCCCGCCUUUGGCAUUCGGGAACUGCGUCAGCGUUUGCUUGCCAAACGACGCAUGGAUACGGCCGCAGCCACGCCCACAAUAAAUUUGCGACAAAAUAUGCCCAGUCAGCUGGAGCAGUACAUAAUGCAGCUGAAAGUGGAGCAGGCGGCACAGAAGCCAACAUCUCAAUUUCAGAAGUGGCAGCGUCAAACGUUUACCCAUAAACAUGUUAUUAGCAAAUGA